ACCAGAGAACAUAUUUAUGUGAUCAUGUGUUCGAACUAGAAUAUAAAGGGAAGAAGGAGGCAGGCAGAGACUGAAAGCUUAUUUGCAUUUAUGUCCACUUUCAUUUACUGACCAGUAGAUGGCGAAAUAUGAAGCUUAUAUGGCUUAAAUCAUUCUGUAAUCACUGGCUAAAUUAAUUGCUAAAUUGUGUUUGCAAGGAAAAAAACAGCCAAAGAACGGCACAGAACAGUAUACCUUUUUGUGUUGAAAGUUAAUAUUUUGGAAGACUGCCAGUAGGGUGUCUUACUUUUUUUUUUCUUCUUUGCCUAUAAACAGAAAGUGAAAGACUGUUGGAAUUCCCCUUCGACCUGUUUAGACUGCCGAGAAAUGAAAACUAACAUUUUGUCUUUCUUCGCACAAAGAAGUGGGUAAAAUAGCGUGUGCUGGUCUCCAGUUUGUCCAUCUGUGGGAGUUGUCCUGAAGGAUUUCAGCCAUGAACGUUCCAAAGUGUCCCAGUUGUCAUCAGUCUGAUGUUGGAGUUGUGGAUGGUCAGCGUGCGGUCUGCAGGUCUUGCUCUAAAACUAAGAGGUCUGUGUUUCAGUUCUGCUGGGCGUGUCAGAGAGAGUGGCCACGCGACACUCCGACCACCAGUUCCUGCACGUUGCCGAACUGUGCGCUCCGUGCUGCCCUCCUCAGCGACACAAAAAUCACUAACUCAAGCAGCUCGGUGAGAGGAUGUCCAUACUUCAGAGCCUGUCCAGUUUGCAAGGCCCUGCUUACACACACCGGAAUAGGCUGUCCCAAGAUCACCUGCCCCCACUGUAAAAUAAACUUCUGCUUCCGCUGCCUCCGUCAGCAGUGCUUUGGGUUGGGGUUGGUGAAUAUUGAAGCCCUUGUGUUUCUUACCCGUAGACUGAACGUCUAUGAAGAUAUUGAUGUAAUGCCAUGUAGAAUUGUGGACAACAAGCAGAGUCUCACAGUUUUAGGACUAUAAUGAAAAUGUUUUGGUCAUAAAAACUGACAUAACACUAAAA
Labeo rohita (rohu) is the source of this 1013-nucleotide messenger RNA. RefSeq lists its product as uncharacterized. The record is from RefSeq and is a predicted model, not a curated record. Bases 473 to 973 code for a protein of 166 amino acids. The transcript is spliced from 3 exons. NCBI's taxonomy places the organism in Eukaryota, Metazoa, Chordata, Actinopteri, Cypriniformes, Cyprinidae.